Tupaia belangeri chinensis (Chinese tree shrew) is the source of this 3603-nucleotide messenger RNA. It is a transcript of the gene PARP1, whose product is annotated as poly(ADP-ribose) polymerase 1. The record is from RefSeq and is a predicted model, not a curated record. Gene Ontology annotation, cellular component: nucleus; nucleolus. The transcript is spliced from 23 exons. Bases 41 to 3085 code for a protein of 1014 amino acids. Lineage: Eukaryota; Metazoa; Chordata; Mammalia; Scandentia; Tupaiidae. Gene Ontology annotation, biological process: double-strand break repair; protein poly-ADP-ribosylation. Gene Ontology annotation, molecular function: DNA binding; zinc ion binding; NAD+ poly-ADP-ribosyltransferase activity.
GGGGGGCCGGCGGGUGAGCGGGUCGCGGCGUCGGGCCAGCAUGGCGGAGGCCUCCGACAAGCUGUAUCGAGCGGAGUACGCCAAGAGCGGGCGCGCGUCUUGCAAGAAAUGCAGCGAGAGCAUCCCCAAGGACUCGCUCCGGAUGGCCAUCAUGGUGCAGUCGCCCAUGUUCGAUGGAAAAGUCCCACACUGGUACCACUUCUCCUGCUUCUGGAAGGUGGGCCACUCCAUCCGGCACCCUGAUGUCGAGGUGGACGGUUUCUCUGAGCUUCGAUGGGACGACCAGCAGAAAGUGAAAAAGACUGCAGAGGCUGGAGGAGUGACUGGCAAAGGCCAGGAUGGAGUUGGCAGCAAGACUGAAAAGACUCUGGGUGACUUUGCGGCAGAGUACGCCAAGUCCAACAGAAGCACGUGCAAGGGGUGUAUGGAGAAGAUAGAAAAGGGCCAGAUGCGCCUGUCCAAGAAGAUGCUGGACCCAGAGAAGCCACAGUUGGGCAUGAUCGACCGCUGGUACCAUCCGAGCUGCUUUGUCAAGAAUAGGGCGGAGCUGGGUUUCCGGCCUGAGUAUAGCGCAAGCCAGCUCAAGGGCUUCAGCCUCCUCACUGCAGAGGACAAAGAGACCUUGAAGAAGCAGCUCCCAGGGGUCAAGAACGAAGGAAAAAGAAAAGGCGAUGAGGUGGAUGGGGUGGAUAAAGUGGCCGAGAAGAAAUCUAAAAAAGAAAAAGACAAGGAGAGUAAGCUUGAAAAGGCUCUCAAGGCCCAGAAUGACCUGAUCUGGAACAUCAAGGAUGAGCUAAAGAAAGUGUGUUCAACAAAUGACCUGAAAGAGCUGCUCAUCUUCAACAAGCAGCAAGUGCCUUCCGGGGAGUCGGCGAUCUUGGACCGAGUAGCCGACGGCAUGGUGUUCGGUGCCCUCCUUCCCUGCGAGGAGUGCUCAGGCCAGCUGGUCUUCAAGAGCGAUGCUUAUUACUGCACUGGGGAUGUCACCGCCUGGACCAAGUGCAUGGUCAAGACACAGACACCUAACCGGAAGGAAUGGGUGACCCCAAAGGAAUUCCGAGAAAUCUCUUACCUCAAGAAAUUGAAGGUCAAGAAGCAGGAGCGUAUAUUCCCCCCAGAAUCCAGCGCCCCAGUGGCAGCAGCACCCCCGUCCUCCACAGCCUCAGCACCUGCUGCAGUCAACUCCUCUGCUCCAGCAGAUAAGCCAUUAUCCAACAUGAAGAUCCUGACCCUUGGGAAACUGUCUCGGAACAAGGAUGAAGUGAAGGCCCUGGUUGAGAAACUUGGGGGAAAGUUGACGGGGACGGCCAACAAGGCCUCCCUGUGUAUCAGCACCAAAAAGGAGGUGGAGAAGAUGAAUAAGAAGAUGGAGGAAGUUAAAGAAGCCAACAUUCGAGUUGUAUCUGAGGAUUUCCUCCAGGACAUCUCUGCCUCGACCAAGAGCCUUCAGGAGUUAUUCUCGGUGCACAUCCUGUCCCCCUGGGGUGCAGAGGUGAAGGCGGAGCCUGUUGAAGCAGUCGCCCCCAGAGGAAAGUCAGGGGCUGCACUGUCCAAGAAGAGCAAGGGCCCCAUCAAGGAGGAAGGUAUCAACAAAUCUGAAAAGAGAAUGAAAUUAACUCUUAAAGGAGGAGCUGCUGUGGAUCCUGAUUCUGGUCUGGAACACUCUGCACAUGUCCUGGAGAAAGGAGGAAAGGUCUUCAGCGCCACCCUUGGCCUAGUGGACAUCGUUAAAGGAACCAACUCAUACUACAAGCUGCAGCUUCUGGAGGACGACAAGGAAAGCAGGUACUGGAUAUUCAGGUCCUGGGGCCGUGUGGGCACAGUGAUCGGCAGUAACAAACUGGAGCAGAUGCCGUCCAAGGAGGAUGCCAUCGAGCACUUCAUGAAAUUAUAUGAAGAGAAGACUGGGAAUGCCUGGCAUUCCAAAAACUUCACAAAAUAUCCCAAGAAGUUCUAUCCUCUGGAGAUCGACUAUGGCCAGGAUGAAGAGGCGGUCAAGAAGCUUACAGUAAACCCUGGCACCAAGUCCAAGCUCCCCAAGCCAGUUCAGGACCUCAUUAAGAUGAUCUUUGAUGUGGAAAGUAUGAAGAAAGCCAUGGUGGAGUAUGAGAUUGACCUUCAGAAGAUGCCCUUGGGGAAGCUGAGCAAAAGGCAGAUCCAGGCUGCGUACUCCAUCCUCAGCGAGGUCCAGCAGGCGGUGUCCCAGGGCAGCAGUGACUCUCAGAUCCUGGAUCUCUCAAACCGUUUCUACACCCUGAUCCCCCAUGACUUUGGGAUGAAGAAGCCUCCACUGCUGAACAACGCGGACAGCGUGCAGGCCAAGGUAGAGAUGCUGGACAAUCUACUGGACAUUGAGGUGGCCUACAGUCUGCUCAGGGGUGGUUCUGAUGACAGCAACAAGGACCCCAUCGAUGUCAACUAUGAAAAGCUUAAAACUGACAUUAAGGUGGUUGACAAAGAUUCUGAAGAAGCCGAGAUCAUCAGGAAGUAUGUUAAAAACACACACGCGACCACACACAAUGCGUAUGACUUGGAGGUCGUCGAUAUCUUUAAGAUAGAGCGCGAAGGAGAGAGCCAGCGCUACAAGCCGUUCAGGCAGCUGCACAACCGGAGGCUGCUGUGGCACGGGUCCAGGACCACCAACUUCGCUGGGAUCCUAUCCCAGGGUCUGCGGAUAGCACCCCCUGAAGCGCCUGUGACAGGCUACAUGUUUGGCAAAGGGAUCUACUUCGCCGACAUGGUCUCCAAGAGUGCCAACUACUGCCACACGUCCCAGGGAGACCCGAUAGGAUUAAUCCUGUUGGGAGAGGUUGCCCUUGGAAAUAUGUAUGAACUGAAGCACGCCUCGCAUAUCAGCAAGUUACCUAAGGGCAAGCACAGUGUCAAAGGUUUGGGCAAAACUACCCCUGACCCUUCAGCUAGUAUUACUCUGGAUGGUGUAGAGGUUCCUCUCGGGACGGGGAUUUCAUCUGGUGUUAAUGACACCUGUCUACUGUAUAAUGAGUACAUUGUCUACGAUAUCGCUCAGGUAAAUCUCAAGUAUCUACUGAAACUGAAAUUCAACUUUAAGACCCCCCUGUGGUGAACUAUGAGAUGUGGCUGGGUCGCCCCCCUCCCCGGUGACUCUGGUGUGAAUUCACUGACACGCGUGUGCGCCGGCUACCAGGCAGACACCUCGGCCAAGUCUUCCAUGAGUAUUAGCUGUCCUCAACCUCCGUAGGAAGGAUUUUAUAUGAAUACGUUAAAAGGUCACAUCAAAAUGGUUUUCCCAUCUUUUCUCGUCUCCUGUUCCAUAUUUUGUGUUGGGGGGAGGGGUUGUUUUGCGUUUUGUUUUGUUCGUUUUUUUUUUCCCCUCUCUGCCAGGCACAGCCCUGGUAGAUACAACUGACGAUAGAGAGUAAGUCCAAGAGAGGUUUCAUCCGUUUUAUUUAGUUUGCAUAGACCAGUCCUAUGGUAAAAACGAAGUCAUAUUUGAACAUCUGUGUUACUGGUUUAUCCAGGGAAGGAAAAGCAGGCUUCUACCUAAGUGUUCAUCUUUAGUUUUGAUUUUGGAAAAAUGUUCAGCAUUUAUUUUGAGGUAAAAUAAAAACUAAUUUCAUACUA